Messenger RNA from Acanthocheilonema viteae, 429 nucleotides. The record is from the annotation of a GenBank genome assembly. NCBI's taxonomy places the organism in Eukaryota, Metazoa, Nematoda, Chromadorea, Rhabditida, Onchocercidae.
UUACUUCCACUUCCGAACUCGAAAGUAUCCCAAAACGUUGCUCAAGUCACUGUAAAAAGUCGUGAAUUGGUUAGAGAUUUGGAAGCAAAGGUCAGCAUUACGACAAAUCUGUCGUUGAACCGUGAACUUCAACUUAUUGUUGGUGAGUUUGUGCAACAGGAACUGAUUCCGGAAAGUCGUUUAUGGUUUUUAUGUCAAUCGGCAGCACUAAACCGUGCUGCUUUGCAAUCAUCAGCAACCAUUCACUUAGCCACACAUACACUAGUGGAUUCUCGUGAUGGUACAAAAUAUACCAUUCAGGUGGCACAUAGUGCUUCACUAUUGUUAUCAAUGAUACUGGUUUACGGUUGGCAACAACGAUUACUUUGCAUGGCCCAUUUAAUAGGUGCCGAUACGCUCCCUUCAAAAGAUCAGUUGGAUACCAAUCUU